Molecule: messenger RNA, 1097 nt
Organism: Culex pipiens pallens (northern house mosquito)
Lineage: Eukaryota; Metazoa; Arthropoda; Insecta; Diptera; Culicidae
Gene: Gem2
Product: protein Gemin2
Exons: 2
Coding region: 66-788 (240 amino acids)
Biological process (GO): spliceosomal complex assembly; spliceosomal snRNP assembly
Cellular component (GO): nucleus; SMN complex; spliceosomal complex
Source: RefSeq, a predicted model, not a curated record
CAAAUCCUGACGUUUAAAAUUCAGAGUCCAAAAGCUUCGUGCUGCGCUUCCCAACAAAAUCUCCGAUGGACACGGACGUAAUCCAGAAGUUGGCGCUCGCCGUCGACCCACCGGACGAGGACUUCGAUCCGGACCUGCAGCCGGAGACGGGCGAGCAGUACCUGCAGAAGGUAAUGUACGAGCGCAAAAAGUGUCCCUCCGUGGUCGUGGUCAGACCGAGCCCGAAACGGCGCCUGCAAGCCUCCGGCAGUGGGAUCGUUCCGGCCAGUUCGGUCCGCAACCGUGCGCACCGAAUGCUGAUUCCGACCAAGGAGUGGGAAGCGAUGCAGAUUCAAAAGUUUGCCGAACUGAGGGACACCAUCACCGGCUACCGGAACAGCGCCCAGUACCAGGAAAAUUUGCAGCGGACGCAGAUCUUUCUGUGCUUUGAAAAUCGGAAGCAGCUGCACGAGUACUGUGCCAACAACCAGCCCUUUGUGCGGAUUCUGCUGAGCAUCCCCCAGCGGAACCUGGAGAUUCUGCUCGAGUACCUGUUCGAGUGGCUGCAGGGCGAUGGCGAAUCGCAGCAGGAAGAAUCGGGUGGGACCGCGGUGGCAGCCAGCAGCGAAUGGAUCACCCAGUGGAUCUAUGCCAUUCUGGCCUGUAUCAUUACGCCGCUCGAGCCGUACGUGCACAGCGUCCUGCGGGAUAUCGCCAAGACGUGCAUCGCGGCCCGGAACGAGCUGACCGCCGAGGACGAGCUGAAGGCUUUUCUAGUUGAACAAGUUUGUUACUUUUUCGAACGUUGAUUUUUUUAAUAAAUUUCUUGAAGGUGUACUUAAAGUUCAAUUUAUCAAAUAAAUGGUUGAGUUCACAUAGUUAAAUAACUAGAAAGGUUUACUUUUAUCUCGUUUUUUUUAUUUUGGUGUUUUUAUUACCGGUAUUCAUUUGUUUUACUUAACUGCCUUAAAUAGUUACGUUUCGUUAAUUGUUAGUAAGGUAAAAAGUCGGUACUGAUUUCAUCAUAGCACAGUAUCAUAAUUCGUAAUGGUACACUGGUUUCAAUUUGGGGGUGCGUCCUAAGGGAAGGAAUCUGUGGAGGAGGAGCGGACGUGGGA